Molecule: messenger RNA, 402 nt
Organism: Candida dubliniensis CD36
Lineage: Eukaryota; Fungi; Ascomycota; Pichiomycetes; Serinales; Debaryomycetaceae
Exons: 1
Coding region: 1-402 (133 amino acids)
Biological process (GO): tubulin complex assembly; post-chaperonin tubulin folding pathway
Cellular component (GO): cytosol; microtubule cytoskeleton
Molecular function (GO): beta-tubulin binding
Source: RefSeq, a predicted model, not a curated record
AUGGAAAAAAAACGAAGAAAAAUAAAAACAACAAACAAGAAAAAAAAAUUUCGUGAUUUAGGUAAUCUCUUUACACCAGAUCAAGUCUACAAUAAUUAUUUACCUGUCAUCAUCAUGGGACCUUCACCAUUACAAAUCAAAGUCAAUGCUUUGAAAAGAUUAAUCAAAGAAGAAAAGUUGUGUAAACAAGAAGUUGCUGAACAAGAACAACAUGUUAAUCAGAUGAAGGCAAAUAAUGCUGACGAGUAUGAGUUGAAGAAACAAAUCCAAGUUUUAGAAGAAUCCCAGAGAAUGGUACCUGAAGUUACCAAAAAGAUAACUCAAUAUAGACAAGCUUUAAGAGAAUUUUUAGACUCUUAUAAAGGUGAUGAAGACGUUACUGAAGCUAAAGAAUUACUUUAA